GGGAAGAUGGGGUGCAAUUAAGCAGCGGCUGGUGCAGCGGCUGGUGCAGCGGGUGCAGCGCGAGUGGCUGGAGCUCGAGCUCGAGCUCCCGGGCCAACGUUCCAAAUCCCCGGGCUCCGGCCCCCGGGACUGUCACGCGCUCCAGGGGCUGGAGCCGCCACCACCACCACCACCGCCGCUCCCGCCCCCGCCCCGAUCAUGGCGGAGGAGUUUGCAGCAGCGGCGGGGUUCCCGCAAGUUUUACAAUCGGUGGCGGCGGGCCCGACCCUGCUGGACCCGGGGUCGGGGUCGGCGGCGGCGGCAACAACAACAACAACAACAAACGGAGACGUCCGCUGCAGCCCCGUAUCCCCGGUGCCGACCUCCGACCAAGACCCGGUCAUCUACUUUGUCCGGAAUAAAGCCGGCGGCGGCGGCGGCGGCGGCGGCGGCGGCUCGCCCGACGGGGAGGCCGAUCAGCUGCAGCUGGAGCUGGAGUUGGAGUUGGAGCUGGAGCUGGCGCUGGCGCCGGGCUCCUCCCCGCCGGCUUCUCCCUGUAGCGGCAGCAGCAGCACCAGGCCCCGGAGAGACCCCAAGGAUCCCAUUGCGAUAGAGCGGCUGAACUUAAUGAAUAUGGCAAAACUCAGCAUAAAGGGUCUAAUUGAAUCAGCCUUAAACCUGGGAAGAUCUCUGGACUCUGACUAUGCUCCUCUCCAGCAGUUUUUCGUGGUAAUGGAACACUGCCUCAAACAUGGCCUUAAAGUUAAGAAAACCUUUCUCGGGCAGAACAAGUCGUUCUGGGGUGCGUUGGAGUUGGUGGAGAAGCUAUGUCCCGAAGCUGGUGAAAUUACUGUCAGUGUCAAGGACCUCCCGGGUCUUAAGACUCCAGUUGGCAGAGGGAGAGCAUGGCUGCGCCUAGCUCUGAUGCAGAAAAAGCUGUCAGAUUAUAUGAAAGCUUUGAUUAAUCGGAAGGAUCUUCUCAGUGAAUUCUAUGAGCCGAAUGCUUUGAUGAUGGAAGAGGAAGGAGCAGUGAUUGCUGGACUCCUCGUUGGGCUCAAUGUGAUCGAUGUCAAUCUUUGUAUGAAGGGGGAAGAUCUAGAUACUCAGGUCGGUGUGAUCGAUUUCUCUCUGUACUUGAAGGAUGGAGGCCACAGCAGUAAAAGCACUGAGGGGGAUGGGCAAAUUACUGCCAUUUUGGACCAAAAAAACUAUGUGGAAGAACUCAAUCGACACCUAAGUGCAACUGUAAAUAAUCUACAAGCAAAAGUGGAUGCGUUGGAAAAAUCAAAUACAAAGCUUACUGAAGAGCUUGCAGUAGCAAACAACAGGAUCAUCACUCUACAGGAAGAGACCGAACGAAUAAAACAAGAAAAUGCUUAUUACUCUGACUCGACUCGAAAGAAGAUGGAAGUGGGGAAGCUGGAUGGAAAUGCUGAGGGACAGGCACAUAGACAGUCCCGCCAGGGGACAGACGACUCUCACAGCGAAGCCAGGAAACAACUCAAGGAGGAAACUCAGCUCAGGCUGGACGUUGAAAAAGAGCUGGAGGUUCAGAUUGGUAUGAAACAGGAGAUGGAACUAGCCAUGAAAAUGCUGGAAAAGGACAUCUGUGACAAGCAAGAUGUGUUGGUAACAUUUAGACAGCAACUGGAUGAUGUCCAGGCACUCAACCAUGAACUCUCCCAAAAGGUUCAGGGCUCUGAUAAUGUGAUUAGACAGAAGAAUGAAAUCAUUGCUCGUUUGGAGGAGAAGGCUAACCAGAUGAGCUGUACCAUUAAGCAAAUGGAACAAAGUGAAAAUGAUUUGGUGAAACAAGCUAGGAAUCUAAACCUUGCAGCUGGAAAACUGGUACAGAAACACUAGGCAUCCAGAGAGAGAAGACAUUCUACUAACCUGGCAACGGAGGAGCAAACCUAUAAAAGUUGUGGUUACAGUUUGCAGUGAAGCAUUUUUCCAAUUAAAAAUCAACCACAAAGAAGUUUAUUAUUAUAGUAUUUGAAUAAUUCAUGUUUCACAGGUGGCCCUUUUUGCCACCAUUUACAUGGCCUGGUUUCUUUACUGGUGUGUGUGGGUGUGUGUGUGUGUGUGUGGGUGUGUGUGGUAGUGGUAUGAUUUCCUCAAGAAUACUUCACCACCUUCAACAGAGAGCUUCCCUUUCAAAGUAGUUGUCAAUUUGUUUGAUUUUAAAACCGGGCCCACUUGAAGACAAUUGUGACACUUGUUGUUGACUUUGGCCAAUCUGAUAUAUCAUCGAACCUUAAAAAGAAAUAACCAGGAUUAUAGAACUAAACGUGUACAGUGGAUCCGUCUUAUUAUCAUACACCUUUCACCAUUAUCCUCGAUAAAGUUUAAUCUGAAAGAGUUUUUUUUAAAAAAAUCUAAUUGACUUGGCGUUGUGUUGGGAAUGAUCUCCGGUGUUGGCAGACUUCUUGGCCAGAGUACAGCCUUGGCUGCAACGAUGAAGCUUUUUUUAGCCUUCAGCUGUGGGGCAGGAGUAAAGGGCUGGGUGGUGGUUGAAGCAUAGAAACACCCAAUGGUUUAGGUUUAAGUGGUCUGGACUUCAGAGAGACAGAACCACCAAGACUCUCUGAAUUUUCUUUUCCAGUGUUCAAGCUCAAACCUGGCUCUCUGUUUGGCCCCAUGGCCAGUUGUGUUUGGCCACCUUGUUUUACCCAAAUGUCACCAAGUGGACAUAUUGGAAGGUGUUUUGGAAUGUGCCGAGCUUAGUAAAAGCUCUUCAAGGCAAGACUUUUUACCGAGAGGCGUGGGAGUGGGGCAGUGGGUUUGAAUCAGAUGCAGACACGCUCAUAAAGCAGUGUUACCAAUUUUUAUUGUCUUCAGUUUAUAAAGUGUAGAUUAGGGAUUCUCCCUGUAACACAGAAUGUACAGGCGGGAUAGUUCAGAAGCUUAUAUUUUAAAAGAAAUUAAGGUGGAGGUGUUGAAGGCUGUAUAGGGUCAAGUUAAAUGAAAUGAGUUUUGAGAAUGCAGGUGAGGAGGGGUAAUGCAUACAGCAGUUCACUUGUUUAUACUUCAUGUGAUUAAUGCUGGGGUAAUUCACAACCAGGCUUAAUUUAGUAGAGUUGUCAGUCAAGCGGGUGCUUCCACUGAACUGCUGCACAGGAGGUUAAUACUUUUAGACAUGCGCAUUAAACAGUUUGCCAAUUCAGAAUUCAGGCAGUUGAUCUGCAAUAUAAAACAGUAUGAUGAUAAGAUUUCACUGUAAUAAUUUGGAAUUGCCUCAUUUGCAAAUUAAAGCUGUUUGAAAUUGUAAUAAUGUAGCCCCCCCCCCAUGUACUUAAACUGGACAAUCCCAUUUGCCCAAAUCCCAUUUUGGGUAAAUUCUCUUUUGUGGGAUGAGGUGCCUAAACUGCUGUGUGAAAUAACGUAGGAACAGGAGGAGGCCAUUCAGCCCUUCAAACCUGUUCCACCAUUCAAUGAGAUCUUGACUAAACUGUGACCUAACCAGUGCACAUUUCUGGGUGUUCCAACAUGACCACCUGAACUUGCAAUGGGCUGAUGCCAAAAUGUAACCAGAUUUUAACCUGCCCGUUAGAGGACCCAGAACCAAGUAGUUUAUGUGGAAUUAAUUGUGGAAUGUGUGGGACUUAAAUGGUUGCCUUUCAGAGACAAACCAAUUGUCAACUAAUUAGGUAAUGCGGGAGUUUAUCGUGCAACAAAUAUCUGCUUUUGCACUAUGCUGUCAAAAUUAUUUUUUAUUUAAAAAUAUUUAGAUCGAAUGCAUUAAUGAUAUGUUGGCUGUUGCACCAGUCUUAAGUCUGGUGCAAAGAUACGUUUAUGCUGGGGGCAAAGAAAUGUAAAAAAAAAAAGAAUUGUUUUGUUAAUUAACCAUCAUUAUUGUGAGCUGUGUAGUAAUAGAUCAAAAUAAACACUUGGAAAGAAAA
Molecule: messenger RNA, 3881 nt
Organism: Carcharodon carcharias (great white shark)
Lineage: Eukaryota; Metazoa; Chordata; Chondrichthyes; Lamniformes; Lamnidae
Product: protein RUFY3-like
Exons: 13
Coding region: 199-1842 (547 amino acids)
Biological process (GO): regulation of axonogenesis
Cellular component (GO): cytoplasm
Source: RefSeq, a predicted model, not a curated record